This is a messenger RNA of Filobasidium floriforme, 1472 nucleotides long. RefSeq lists its product as uncharacterized. The annotation marks the transcript as partial. The record is from RefSeq and is a predicted model, not a curated record. The transcript has a single exon. Lineage: Eukaryota; Fungi; Basidiomycota; Tremellomycetes; Filobasidiales; Filobasidiaceae.
CCUACCACCAAGGACGACGCAGGAACAGAGCGCACGGGGGUGGGAGCCAUUGACCACGUUUGGCAAACACCACCAUCUGCCAGUGACCCCGACAAGAGUGCCUCUCAAUCCCAUCACCCCGCCCAGCGUAUACGCACCGUUGGAACUAGUGGCUAAUGACCGACCCCUACCAAUUGGGGUCAGGUCUAGGACUGUCCUGCGACCUCAGCCGAGGAGGAGGCCGGGAGCUCAUCAGGACGGAGGAGUAUACCCGGUGCUUCAGCUAGAGCCCAUCGACGGGACUGCGGAACCGAUAGAGCUCCCUUCUACUUCCCCCGAAAGCUCACUGGAGGACAUCCACUUCACCCAAGAGACGCUGGACGCCAUCAUCGAGCUGGAACGGCAGGCAAGCGAGGAGCAUGACAGGGUAGAGGAACCUAGACCACUGCCUCGUAGGGAGUCUGUGGAGGAUCUAGCAUCGCCCUUCCUCUCUGUGGCUGGCACAGAAGACGCCAUAGAGGAGCCACCCGCGCUGCCACAGGACGAGGCCGACGAGGUACUCCCAGGUACUUUUGAGGGAGUCGCCGGACGUCACCUACUCCCAUCCUUGAGCCCACCUUUGGCUGAGAAGGUACAGGACGAAGCGGGAGACCUGAUCGCUACGCCCGUGCCGACAAGGACGCCUAUGACGAGGGGAACCAGUGGCUUGUCCCCAACCGCCCUUUCCAACGGGGUGGAAGGAGAUGUGUCACCCGCCCCAAGCACCCCGCCCAGACCACUGACCCAGGUGGUUCGCGCUGCGAGGACUGAGGCUCCCACUGCUGUUGUACCUGCUGACGUGCCGUUUGCCCCCGAGGCUUCAGAGUCGCCCGAAGCUUGGCCGAUCCGGCAAUUGGGACCGCCCCGCCAGAAGAGGCCGCGUGUCCUGACGCCAUCACCAAGCCCUGCAGCACGAUGGGAAAGGAGGGGAGGAGUGCCUGCAGACUCGGACGAGGAGUUUGCAGGAGAGGACGACGGGAUGGUGUCCCCGGGGGAUCUGAAUUACUCCUCGCCGGAGAGCACGCCAUCCCCAGGAACACUGAUGACGGAAGAGACGCGGUUUAGGAGGACGGGGGGACCUACCCCUGAUCCUAACCUGCGUGACGUAUGGACGGAUGAGACCUUGUCGGUACACCAAAAGUUCUUGAUGCUCGCUGACCUGCCUACUAUCAACAAACCAAUCUUUGGCAGGGUAGCGGAUGCGUUUGGAACGGCAGCCGAGAGGGUGGCGGAGGCCUUUGCUUCUGAUCCUUCCGAACACAACCUGUUCCUAUUCCUGGCUCUACCUAAAGUGGGGCUGGGACUGGGGAUGAAGCGUGCCGGGAUGGGCGCAGAGGAAAGGCUAAAGGCUUAUCCAAAGGUAGAGUGGCAAUGGACGAGACAGCCGGGGAACGCUGGUAAGACAGGACGAUCCGGGGGAAAGGCCAAAUCGGUGGCCAAACAGGUAGAGGAUG